GGACGCACAUCCGGGGAAGGGAUAGUGGGGACACGAUUAACAGUACAACAGCUCCACUGUGCAUGUGUGUAAGUCAGGUAGGCAAAGUAUAAAGUGGACUGUUCACGAAACAACCAGACGCAUUCAUGGAUUUUGUCCAGCUAUGGGCGUUCCUCGUGGUCAUCUCGACCCUUACCGUCUGGGAAAUCCAUGCCAUAUCAAGACGACAGAAAAGAGACGAUGUGCUAUUUCGUCGCCUGGAAUCUUUAUCAAGCCGCGUUGAGAACAUCGAAGCGGACCUCCGCCAAGAACAGCGUAAAAGCCGAUCCUUAGAAGCAGAAUUAAACGAGCUUAAGAAGAGAAUAACUACGAUUGAGGAGAAACCGAAAGGCCGUGGAGAGGUCGGAGAAUUGCCAGAAGCUGCCGUAAAGACGCUGUCCGAUCUCGCGAGAAAAACGUUCCAGGUCGACCUUGACGUGCUAAAAUCGGGCAUGAUAGCGGGGAAGCAGAGAGCCGUCCAAACAGACAAAGCUGUUGAAUUCUGUAAACUGUCUCUCAACAGGCAAUCCUCUCGUUUGGACGAUAUUGACCGAAACGUGAGUGAACUUGACGGUCGUCUGAGGAAUCUCAGUACAACCGUCACGGCCGUGAACAGAAGCUGUAGUCAGUGCUCUGCGCGUGCGUCAGACAAAGGAAGCGAGAUUAUAUCAGGAAAAUGCCCACUGUUUGAGCGGAUAGUAAUAAGCAGAAAAACACUAAGCAGCGUCGAUUUGUUGCAGCUUCUACAACCGGUGUGUGAAAAGCAAAACUUCGUGUAUGCGUUCUAUGUUACUGUACAGAAGAUCAUGGAGCUACCGAACUCGGAAUCUCGCACAGCAGAGAUAACAAUUGGCGCUGGGACUAAAAUAGGUGAUCGACAGAUUCAUCACAAUACUCGUGCCGUUGUAAGCUUAUCACGUGACUGUCCUUGGCCAGAUGUACAGGAGAGCAAGCACUACCUGAUUCUUACCGACCAAGCCCUGAUUGCACAUGGUCUAAGGCGCAGUUUAUCUUUGAAGAACUCGGUUAUUUUUAAUUUUAACUAUGAAGGACCGCCGGACAUCAAUCAUCUUCUGAAUAGAUACAUCAGAUUUCUGCUCUAUAGUUUACGGAAGGAGAACUGGAGGCGGUUGUGCAGAGCGCAAAAAUGAACAGGUUGAGAUAAUGAGCAGCUCUGCAUGGGGCGAAAAUGAAUAGCUUCAGAUAAUGCGCAAAUACGUUUAUUACACGUUGAAUUUAUGAACAGUUUCUAGCCUUAACACGAUUUCUUUAUUCGCGGAUUGCCGAACGUGAGAUGGUCAUGGGUUUCCCCCGGGCUAUGCCCGGUUUCCUCCCAUCAUAAUGCUGGCCACCAUCGUAUAAGUGAAACAUUCUUGAGUCCGAUCAAAUAAAUAAAUAAAUCAUU
This is a messenger RNA of Liolophura sinensis, 1423 nucleotides long. RefSeq lists its product as uncharacterized. NCBI's taxonomy places the organism in Eukaryota, Metazoa, Mollusca, Polyplacophora, Chitonida, Chitonidae. Bases 126 to 1169 code for a protein of 347 amino acids. The transcript has 5 exons. The record is from RefSeq and is a predicted model, not a curated record.